GCCGUAGUACACACUUCACUUUUCACUGUUUUUUGAUCGAGCCAGUUUAGUUGUGUCGCAGUACUUCGUGUUUCUUCGACUGUUUUUGAGAAUAACUUUGAUUUCGGUAAGUAGUGUAAUUGAACUUGUAUGUCUGGUAUGCUGACGACAGUUGUAGAUCGCUAAAUCAAUCAAGUUUAUUACGCCUGCGUAAGUUUGCUAACGUUAGCAAUCAUGCUAGCUAACGUUAGCUUACUCUAGAUAGCUAGUUAACUCUGUCAAUCAUGCAUGCGUUGUAGCUAGCUAUGUCUUCACAGCAGUAGUUUGCUAGUUCGUCUUGCAAGAUUUUACAGAUGGUCAGUAUUUGUUGAUUUGCAGUUAAAUUCGUCAGUAACUUACUAACUAGCUAGCUAACUUGGCCAUGCAUGGUUGCAUCUCCGAGGCCGGUGUAGUUAGCCAGCCGGCGGGCCUUUAAGCUUGCUAACUAGCUAGCUAAGUAACGCAUAGCCAGCAGAUCCGACCCCAUUAUUUACAGCUACGCUAGGGUCGGACAGCAUUACUGAGUGUAUUAAGACACCGCAGGGGUGAUAUGGCUCGGAAAACGUACCUCAAUCCAGGGAUGAGAAAUGGAUGUACACCGAAUGCAGGGGUGAAAGUAGAUGUAAUUGUUUACCGGUAUGGGACACCCUAGUGCAUUUUUUUUUAUACUAAAAAAAUUACAGGGUAGCCUACUCUGCUGACACUGACAAACAUAUCAAUAAAAAAUAUUUUCUCUGAUCCAUGUAAUUGGCCUACGAAAAGUGGAGACACAAAUUCAAUAUGAAAUCCAUAUAUCCUGGAGGAGGAAAUUAUUGUCUAAAAUCAAACAAAAGUGUCACAGACCCAAUGACAAAGACAGUGAAUAUGCAUCUGCACACUCAUCAGGGAUAUGGCUGAUGUCCACUGGUGCCAAUAUGAGGCUACUGUUCGCUCAAUUAAAUUAAGAAUUUUGAUAACUAAAAGACAGAUUGGAGUCUUCAUUGUCAUCUCUUUACAGCAAUAGCUAUUUGCUUUCCAAACAGUUUUUCAGCGAUUGUAUUUUUAAAUAUUGCGAUAUGCCUGACUGGGUCUCUGCUUUUCACUGACAGUUGCACUUCAACAAUCAUCUGUUUGGUAUUUGCAGCUCGCGCUGCCCAAAUUGCAGGCCCUUCCGACUGUAGGCAAUGUGAUCUAAAACAAUCCACAGGUUUUUUUUUUAACAAGCUAAUGAUCUUCUGUGGACAAAUCAUGCUUUCGGGUGUAUCCUAUUUUGAAUUAUUGUAUUUAUUUCUGUAUAGACAGGAGUAAGCUAAUUAGGCUAUAUCAUUUUGCCAAUUUAAUUAAAUAUACUUUAGGGAAAGCUUCCCCUAGCCUUAGGACACGCCGCCUAUGCCUUCAUAAUGUGGCAUAAACACAACCAGUCAUUAUGUUUUCAUCAGAUUGUCAAACAAAGACGCUCCUGUAGGCUACCCGCACAUAUUCGUCCACUCACAAAGUAAUUUCAGCAUCCAAACACAAACAGUGCACUGUGCACCCGCAAUUUGAUGAAUGGAAAGAGACAUCUGUUACAAAACACCUACGUGUAUUGUAAUGACAUUCUGUGAUUGUCAUUAGGCCUACACUUGUAGCCUGAAUUGAUGUAUCCACUGUUGUCCACGCGCGCCUCUGUCUAGGCCUUGUCCGCAAGCGUCUCAGCCACUAAUCUCUGCCUUGACAAAAUGUAAGUGUUCUCCUCAAACCACUGCGCAAUUUGAUACCACCCGGUUUCCAGUCAAUUUGCUAUUUUUUCAUUCGUCUGACAUGCAGUAAUGUUAAAUAAUGGUGUAAUAGCUUGUAGCUUUUUGGGCAUGUUGUAUUAUUUGUGAUAGGCUCACGUUUUACCGGUACGGUCCCAUUAUCCCAACUGUUACACAGAGAAAAUUGAAUGACUUUGUUUAUAAGUAAACUGACAUUUUCGUCCUCAUUAGCUAGCAGUAACAACAGCAGCCGUUAUGUAAUGGUACAUCCCGUUGAACAACAAAGGAGCUGAUUGGCUAACACUGCUAUUUCAAAAUGGCUGCUGUGGCUUCUGCUACCUAGCAUGGGGACAAAAAGGACAGUUUUCUGGAAAAAACUAGCAGUCGUUCAAUCUUCUUUGUGUAACAGUUGGGUUAAUGGGACAAUUGAGUAUGCAUUUCUCAUCUCUGGAUUGAGGUACGUUUUCCGAGCCAUGUCUUGUGCCGGCUCCUCUGUGUCUUAAUAUAUACAGGAAUGCUGUCUGACCCUAGUACAGCUGUAAGCAAGCGGGUCGGAUCUGCUGGGAAAGUAAUGCAGUUAAAGCAACUAACAUGAGCUAAUCUUUCAGCUAUAAUAAUAUAAUCUUCUCUUUGUCUCAUUCAGGGUGUCUUUUAUGAGUAAUCAAAAGAUUCAGAAGCCAACGCUUACAGGCCAGCGUUUUAAAACUAGGAAGAGAGGUGGGUAUAAACUGAAUAUUGAUAUCAUGACUGGUCAAAUGCUGUAUGCACUCACGAACUGUAAGGCACUCUGGAUAAGAGCGUCUGUUAAAUGACUAAAAUGUAAAUUUGUGGCCCUAAUGAAUGCAUUGAUCUUUCAACAGAUGAAAAGAAGGUGUUUGACCCUACUCAGUUUCAGGAAACCAUUGUACAAGGUCUGAACCAAACUGGCAGUGAUCUGGACGCUGUUGCGAAAUUUCUUGAUGCCUCUGGUGCCAAGCUUGACUACCGCCGCUAUGCUGAGACACUCUUCGACAUCCUGGUGGCUGGCGGAAUGCUGGGUAAGGAUAUAAUGGAAUAUAAUAGAAUGCUGGGUAAGGAUAGAAUGUUAGUGUAAGAAUGGGAAAGAAUAGAAUACACUAGAAUGCUGGGAAAAUAAUAUAAUUCUGGUGAAAGAAUAGAAUGAAAAAUGUGUGCGAAAGUCUGUAUAAUAACUUCCCCUUUUUCUUCUUGUUCAGCCCCAGGGGGUACCUUGUCAGAUGACUUGACCCGUACUGAGUUCUGUCUGUUUACAGCACAAGAAGACCUGGAGACCAUGCAAGCGUAUGCUCAGGUACGCUUGUGCAAUGGUGUUUGUUAUUGGUUUAGCAAUAAAGAGCUGAAUAUGAUGCUUCCUUGACUUACUAGCAAUAUUAGUAGUGGUGGUUCAAACCCCUUUUCCUUUUUACCAACAGAAAAGGUUGAUUUUGUUAAGUGUGCUACAGUUUUUGUAUUGACAUUGGGCUGUUUUUUAGAGAUCUGAUUUUAUUUUCCUUUUCGAUACCUAGGUUUUCAACAAGCUUAUCAGGCGUUACAAGUACCUGGAGAAAGGGUUCGAAGAGGAGAUCAAGAAGGUGAAUACAUUGUUGAUUGUCUUCUUGAGCAACAUUGUUCAAUAUAUGACUUGCUCUCUUAUUUGUUGGAUAUUCCGGUUGUCACCGUAAAUUAGUUAUUCAACUCAUUGCUGUUUCCCAAAUUACAUCCGUAGGGUUCUGGUAAAAAUGAGUGCACUGUAAAGGGAAUAGGGUGCCAUUUGGGAUGCAGUCUUGAUAGAUGUCAGAUGGAUGACAUUAUUGAGCCUGACAUGGUUAUAGAAUAUGCAAUUCUUUCAACUUAUGUUCAAUGUUAUCCAGUCCAAAGUGCUGCAUUCUAUCCAAACAGUAUACUCCUGUCUUUGGAGAAUAUGCCAUUCAAGUUUGGUAAGGAUAGAAUUGCGUUCCAUUCUGUUCUUAUACCAGCAUUCUAUUGUAUUCCAUUCUAAGUUUCAGAGUGUUUGAGUUUCCCUCUUGUUCUUCUCUCCUGUGCAGUUGCUACUCUUCCUAAAGGGAUUCACUGAGUCUGAGCGCAACAAGCUGGCCAUGUUGACUGGCAUCCUGCUGGCCAAUGGGAACAUCUCAGCCUCUAUCCUCAACAGCCUCUACAAUGAGAACCUCGUCAAAGAAGGUGUGCAGCACUGCCAGUUCAAUAGGGCAUGCUUCUGCUACAAAAAAUUAAAGGGAUAGUAUGAGAUUUUAUCUACUUACCCAGUCUGAUGAACUCAUGGAUACAAUUUUUAUGUCUCUGAUUGGCUCGUGAAACUACCUCUUAACUUCCUUCAUACUGGACACAGAGUCCAUGAGUUAAUCUGAUCUUGCAUCAUCCUUUUAAUCCUGGUCCUGGACUAAAAAUCACUUUUAAUAGAGAUUCUCCAUUGAGUGUUAUUUAAAAAAAAAUCCAAGACUAGAUUUAAUCUGUGUCCUGGAAACCAGCCUGUAUACUUACAAGCUCGUAUCCAGUUACUUGCUUACUUAAAUUGAAAGUUGCAUACAUUCACUGUAAAAUGUGAAUUUACUAAGGGCAUAUUUAUGGUUUUGUCUCAUACAACAGUCCUUAUGUCUGAAGUUGCUUCAUUUCUGUUUUUACGGGGCAGACUUGUAAAAGUUGUAGAAUCGUGUCCCGUGGAAUUUGUCUUUUCACCUGGUAGGCACUAGGCCUAAAAUAAACGUUUUCCCCCUAUUUUUUUUACCCAGGUGUCUCUGCAGCCUUUGCUGUGAAACUUUUCAAAUCCUGGAUCCAUGAGAAGGAUAUCAACUCUGUGGCAGGAAGUCUCCGGAAGGUCGGCAUGGAUAACAGACUUCUGGUGAGUGAGACCACCAAUCAUGUAGGUGAUGUCCAAACAGAAGCCAUGCUAGUUUUCCUUGGGUCAGUGUAAAACAGUAAUUGGGUAGCAGGGAAGUUAAGAAUGGGCAGCUCUCCCGGGAAUACAAAGGUUGUAUCUCAAUUUGUCUAUUUGGCUGUAUCUCCUCGCCGCCUCCUCAACUGUAUUGGAGGAGAAGGUCCAAGGUCGAUCCCCUUUGACCAUCUUUCCAAUGGGUUUUGAGAAGGAGGUGAUGAGAAAGGAUGCAAGGAAUCGAGGAAAGAUGAAUUGAGAAAUUGCCAAGGAGAAGCGUUCUCUGUCGGACAGUGCUUAAGCAUAAAUAUACAAUGUAAUAGUAUUUGUUCUAUUUAAUUAUGUGAUGUAAAGCCUGUUGUUCCACCUUGUGUCUUGCAGGAGCUGUUCCCUGCCAACAAGCGGAGCUGUGAGCAUUUCUCUAAGUACUUCACAGACGCUGGUCUCAAAGAGCUGUCAGACUUUGCCAGGAACCAGCAGGCCAUAGGGUCCCGUAAGGAGCUUCAGAAGGAUCUCCAGGAACAAAUGGAACGCGGGGAUGCUUUCAAAGACGUGAGUCCGAAGUCUGGGUCUAUGCUGAUUGCUGGAGAAGGACUCCACUGGUUGAGUUCCCUACCCUUAACCCUUGAAGGGUGCAAUUGCUCUCAUUCUCCCUUGUGGAUUUAGAAGCAUUGGGUUGGUGUUAGCAUGUGGAGUGAGGAGGAGUGAAUUUGAGCACACUUGGGGUAGAGAAUCGGAUCACAGCCUUGGUCUGUGUUGAAGGAUAUUGUUAGAUUAUGAUUCCUAAUUUUGUUAGCAUGGGAUGGAGAUGACAUGCCCAAUAACCAGAAGCUAUUGUUCCUUACUUACUGACCUACGUUCCUAUCAUCCUUUCCCUCCAGAUCAUUGCCUCAGCCAGGGAGGAGAUGAAGAAGAACAACAUCUCAGAGCAGACCAUGAUCGGCAUCGUGUGGACCAGUGUUAUGAGCUAUGUGGAGUGGAACAAGAAAGAGGAGCUGGUCACAGAACAAGCCAUCAAGCACUUGAAGGUGAGCUGGUUGGUUUGCACUGAUUUCACCGAGCCAUCACUUUCACUGCUUACAGGCUAUGAGUUGUGCGGAGAGAGACUUGAGUUCACCAUUUCCGUAGGAUUCUCACAAUCAGCCUUGGAAUUGGAGGGCAUAGAUGGGCACAUGGCGCUCCACAAUGUGACGGGAUUGAGUGUCAUUUUUUUGUCGCUAGUUUUCAUGACUCAACAAAACACCCCCGUUCUCUCCACCUCUCCGCAGCAAUACAGCCCCCUUCUGAAGGCGUUUACAUCCCAGGGAGCGUCUGAGAUCCUGCUGCUCGUGAAGAUGCAGGAGUACUGCUACGACAACAUCCACUUCAUGAACUCCUUCCAGAAGAUCGUGGUGCUGCUCUACAAAGGUAAAAGCACGGGUAGAAGAAGGAGCCAAUGAGAUAUCUUUGGUUAGUUAACAGAAGCGAUGCCUCUGCUUGGCACUCAGCAUUAAGGAGAUGGAUUGAGGGAAAGGCCCUGUGACAGACUAGCUUCCUGUCCAGGGAGUGUACUUGUACAUCAAUCUGCCUUACGCACAGAAACAGGAAAAGGGCUCCUGCCCUAUGGGUUGUUCUAGCUUGGACAAUGCUUACUUAUACAAAGGUAAAGGAGAACAGUGAAUAGCGUUGUCUGCAUCCUCAGUCCUUGUUUCCUCAAUCCCUAUCAAAGCUCAUUGGAGGAGGAUGUUCGAGGGAGGGACCUUGGAUACUUGUAUCCAAUGUGUUUUGAUCCUAUCUUCUGAUCCUUUCUGAAUGACCCUGCAUUGACAGUAGCAGCCAAAACCUUCCCGCCGAGCUUAUCAAAGCGGGAUCUGGAUUAACUACCAUUAUAAGUGUGUUCCUAUUCCGCCAACCCAAGCCCACCAGAAAAUAUUGGAGGGACAGUGGUCAGUUUAGAUUGGUUUGUAUUCUUCCAAAUAUAAGAGGGGGAGAGGUGAGACAUAUGUACGCUUUCACUUGCUGAAUAAGCAUAUUUUGCUGUUAGUGUGUGGAAUGCAAGGUGAGUGACAUGAGAAAAUAUGUUUCUGUUGCCUAACAGAUUCACAUCAACACUUUGUAGUUUGGCACAAUUGUCUUUGUCAAGUAGCCAUAACUGCAUCUUCAUGCAGUUGUAAUUUUCAUGUUUAUGUAUUUUUCCCAGCGGAUGUUUUGAGUGAGGAGGCCAUUCUGAAGUGGUACACAGAGGCCCACGUUGCCAAAGGAAGGAGUGUGUUCCUGGAACAGAUGAAAAAAUUUGUGGAGUGGCUCAAGAACGCAGAGGAAGGUGAGCAUGGCUUACAUUUUACAUUAGUCAGGUAAUUUAUCAGAAAUUCUUAUCCAGAGCGACUGAAAAUCAAUUAAUUCAACUAGCUAAUGUAGGUACAAAAACCUUCAAAAUAUCUGCUAGUCCCAUCGUCUGAUGUCUGUAGUUUUGGCUGUAUUCACUAUUGCACCAUAGUCUGUUUAUUCAGUUGACUUAAAUCUGAUCUGUUUUUCCCAGAAUCUGAGUCUGAGGAGGAAGAGGCUGACUAACGGACCUCAAGCCAAAUCCAAGGCGUGUCAUAAUUGUGUUUUUUUCUAACAUACAGUAGCACCAGGAGCAGUAGAAUGUUCUGUUAUAGAAGUGCUUCUCUCUUCACCCCCCCCCCCCUUUAUUUUUUAAAUUCUACCUCCUGUACUCCAACCAUAAUGUAUGAUGUGAUGUAAGGGCUUUUUCAUUCUGUUCCUUUUAAAACUAAUAAAGUUUACACUUGUGGAUAGCAUGAAUAAUGAGUAGUCUCCCUUGAAAUUCUUAAUGAUUCCUCAUUUGAAGGAAAAUACAUGUUGCCACAUUGAACCCCCUAAGGUCGAUGUCCCGAAAAUCGGUCUUCUCACAA
Molecule: messenger RNA, 7511 nt
Organism: Coregonus sp. 'balchen'
Lineage: Eukaryota; Metazoa; Chordata; Actinopteri; Salmoniformes; Salmonidae
Source: the annotation of a GenBank genome assembly